This is a messenger RNA of Acanthosepion pharaonis, 1290 nucleotides long. The record is from the annotation of a GenBank genome assembly. NCBI's taxonomy places the organism in Eukaryota, Metazoa, Mollusca, Cephalopoda, Sepiida, Sepiidae.
AUGGCGACACUCGAAGAAAAUUUUAGUUUGCAGAAUGGCGAGGAGGCCCUGGGUGAGGAGGUGCUGCGUAUGUCAACUGAUGAAGUCAUAGGCAGGACUCGUCUAUUAGACAAUGAAGUCAGUAUAAUGAGAACAGAUGACCAACGAAUAAAACAUGAAUUGCAGGCACAAAAAGAAAAGAUUAAAGAAAACACUGAGAAAAUCAAAGUUAACAAAACUUUACCUUAUCUUGUAUCUAAUGUUAUAGAGCUGUUAGAUAUGGAUCCUCAGGACCAAGAAGAAGAAGAUGGAGCUAAUGUUGAUUUGGAUGCUCAGCGAAAAGGAAAAUGUGCUGUCAUCAAGACAUCCACAAGACAGACAUAUUUCCUGCCUGUCAUUGGUUUAGUAGAUGCAGAGAAACUCCAUCCAGGAGAUUUGGUGGGUGUGAAUAAGGAUUCUUACUUGAUAUUGGAAUCUUUACCUCAAGAAUAUGACUCCAGGGUUAAAGCUAUGGAAGUUGAUGAAAGACCCACUGAGCAAUAUGGUGAUAUUGGUGGCCUUGAUAAGCAAAUCGAAGAGCUCAUUGAAGCUGUAGUUUUGCCAAUUACACACAAAGAAAGAUUUGAAGCCCUUGGAAUUCAACCACCAAAAGGUGUAUUGUUAUAUGGCCCACCAGGUACUGGCAAAACGUUGUUAGCUCGUGCUUGUGCUGCUCAGACUAAAUCCACUUUCCUUAAACUUGCUGGUCCUCAGCUUGUACAGAUGUUUAUUGGGGAUGGUGCCAAAUUAGUAAGAGAUGCUUUUGCUCUGGCCAAAGAGAAAGCACCAGCAAUUAUUUUUAUUGAUGAAUUGGAUGCUAUUGGUACAAAGAGAUUCGAUAGUGAAAAAGCUGGUGAUCGUGAAGUGCAAAGAACAAUGUUGGAACUUUUAAAUCAAAUGGAUGGAUUUAUGCCGACUUCUCAGAUUAAGGUCAUUGCUGCAACAAACAGAGUGGAUAUUCUUGAUCCUGCCUUGCUCAGGUCUGGACGCCUUGACCGUAAAAUUGAAUUCCCACACCCCAAUGAAGAAGCAAGGGCUCGUAUUUUACAGAUUCAUUCUAGGAAAAUGAAUGUCUGUGAAGGUGAUGUGAAUUAUGAAGAAUUGGCCAGAUGCACAGAUGAUUUUAAUGGAGCUCAAUUAAAGGCAGUGUGUGUGGAAGCUGGUAUGAUUGCUUUGAGACGUGAAGCCAAGGAGUUGGUCCAUGAAGAUUACAUGGAUGCUAUCAUAGAAGUUCAAGCAAAGAAGAAAACUAACUUACAAUACUAUGCCUAA